AUGCUCCCACUUCCUCCCGCUUACGAUGAUUAUCGGUUCGAUGACGACCUCGAGGGCCUCGGCCUGCGCAAGCGAAAGAGACGGUAUGAAGACGACGAGGAACUCUACGAGGAGAACUCCGGCGAUGAAUACGGUGGUCGCCACUCCCUUCAUGACUAUGGCUUUGUCAACGGUGCCAAGCGCAGCACGCGUAGCGCCCGCGCUUCUAGUGAAAGGAGCAUAGCCUAUGAAAGCGGCACCGAAUCACGAGCGCUGAGACCCCGCUCACAGAAGAAAUAUCGAGAUUACGACAAGGAUGAACUCCAAAAUUCUGACGAUGACGAUGGUUUUCUUGUUGUCACAUCUGACAUCGUCAAAACCAGAGGCAGGAAAAAGCGGAAGUCCACUACGAAGGUCAAGGCGUCAGGGGGAGAUUCAGAUAUCGAGUUCGAGUCAAAACGGCGUUCCUCUCGGGCCAACAAAUCCAGGAAGAGCAUGAAGGAGAUUUUCGACGAUGAUGAUGACGACAUCUUCUACGUUCAAGAUACCAAACCUACCGCACCCAGGAUUGCCAGUGUUCGAGAGGUCUUCCAGCCGGCCCCGGUGGACUUUAAGGAUGCCCAUCGUCCGAAGAAAACACCCAAACAAGAAGAGAAACUGCGUGAGGAAAAUGAUGGAGUGGAUCCUAUCAAGCCAGUAGACCCGAAGCUGGUCAACAAUCCUCAAAAUGUCUUGUUUCGUUGUAGCAAAUGCCAUCGAGGCUGGCAUUAUGAACACCUACCUCACCCCAACGAGACACGGGAUCCGGCCAUCAAUGAUCCUCUCAAUCUACGCAGUCAUCGCCUACAAGAAUACCAAACAACGUGGCGAUGCAAAGAAUGCAUUGAUACCGAGGAUCUCAAGAUCGACAAGAUUGUGGCGUGGAGACCAGUCAAUAUCAAGCCCAGCCAGUACGGCAAAGGUCAGACCAUUCUCGACUUCACCGAUGAUCAGAUCGAGUAUUUGGUCAAAUGGGAGGACAAGUCCUAUGCGCAUUGCGUCUGGGUGCCAGGUCCAUGGGUUUACGGUGUCAGCAAGGGCAAUAUGCGUCUUUCUUUCAUCAAGAGGGCCCUCGGAGAGGGUAUGGAAGACCAGGCCAGUAGGGAUGAGCCUGCUGACGCGCUCCUCAAAUGGACAGAGAAAGAGGCCAUCCAUGACUCAUGGUUGACCCCCGAUAUCAUCCUCGAUGUCCAGUAUGCUGCCAAGUCGAUUGAAGACACAAAGAAGUAUAAGGCAAUGUCGCUUGCCGACAGGAUGGAGUACGAUUUGAGCCGCAUCUUUCACGUUGUUAAAAUCUUCGUCAAGUUUGAAGGUCUGGGCUACGAUGACGCUGUCUGGGACACUCCACCUCCUGCGGACUCUUCCAUGUAUGACGCCUAUCUUGAGGCCUACCGGGAAUACCUCAACGGCAAGCACUUCAAGUCGGAGCCAUGGCGCAACCAAAAGGAACGCAUUGAAGCAUUCAGGCAGAUGGAAUUCAACGGUGCUAUUGAGGUCAAGCAACAACCACCCGGGCUUACUCGUGGCAAGCUGAUGGCCUACCAACUUGAGGGCCUCAACUGGAUGCUCUAUAAUUUCCGCCACGACCGCAGCGUUAUUCUUGCCGAUGAAAUGGGUCUAGGAAAGACUGUUCAGGUGGUUGCUUUGCUCUCCAGCAUGAUCCAGGAUAACCCGAAAAUCUGGCCCUUCUUGAUCGUUGUCCCCAACCCGACGUGCGCCAACUGGCGCCGUGAAAUCAAGAAAUGGGCUCCUGACCUUCGGGUAGUAGCCUACUACGGCGGCCGGGUAUCACAAACUCUGGCCCUUCAAUAUGAGCUGUUCCCGGGUGGUACUAAGGACAUGAAGGCGCACGUCGUCAUCAUGUCUUAUGACUCCAUCAAAGAUACCGACACUCGUAGUCGGUUCAGCUCAGUGAAAUGGGCUGGCCUCAUUGUUGACGAGGCACAGGCACUGAAGAAUGACGAGAACAGUCUCUACAAAGCACUUUCGGCCAUUAAUAUUCCCUUUAAGCUUUUGCUUACGGGUACACCCUUACAGAACAACAAGCGAGAGCUUUUCAACCUCUUGCAGUUUAUCGACCCGAAGCUUAAAGCGGAGGAGCUUGACGAGGAGUUCAAGGAUAUUACCAAGGAGAACCUUCCGAAGCUUCAUGAGCUGAUCAGGCCAUACUUCCUCCGUCGUACCAAGGCCAUGGUACUCACCUUCUUGCCGCCGAUGGCCCAGAUCAUCUUGCCAGUGAGCAUGACUGUCUUGCAGGAAAAGCUCUGCAAGUCGAUCAUGGAGCGCAAUCCUCAGCUAAUCCGCGCGAUUUUCUCCUCCAACGGAAAGCUCAAGUCACAGGACCGUGGCUCGUUGAGCAACAUCCUGAUGCAGCUCCGCAAGUGUCUGUGCCAUCCAUUUGUCUACAGUCAGUCGAUCGAAGAUCGGAACCUGUCCCCGGAGGUCAGCAAGCGGAACCUGGUCGAGGCCUCUUCCAAGCUUCUGUUGCUCGAAGUCAUGCUUCCUAAACUAAGGGAGCGUGGACACAGAGUUUUGAUGUUCAGUCAAUUCCUCGACCAGCUGACAAUUUUGGAAGACUUCCUCGCGAGUAUGAAUCUUCCGUAUGAACGACUUGACGGAAGUCAUUCUGGCAUGGAAAAGCAGAAAAGAAUCGAUGCAUUCAACGCCCCGGAUUCCAAAUUGUUCUGCAUGCUUCUGUCAACCCGUGCAGGUGGCGUCGGUAUCAACCUUGCGACUGCCGACACCGUCAUUAUCCUUGAUCCCGAUUGGAACCCUCAUCAGGAUAUCCAGGCGCUUUCGAGAGCCCAUCGUAUCGGUCAACAAAAGAAGGUGCUUUGCUUCCAGCUUAUGACCGUCGACUCUGCCGAGGAGAAGAUUCUUCAGAUUGGUCGUAAGAAGAUGGCUCUUGAUCAUCUUCUCAUUGAGACCAUGGACGACAAAGAAGGCGAGGCUGUUAACGAUGUGGAGAAUGUGCUUAAGCACGGAGCGGCCGCCUUGUUCGGAGAGGGGCGCAAGAAGGACAGGAUCGUAUAUGAUGAAGCAGCGAUUGAAAAGCUUCUUGAUCGUUCGGCCAAGGAAGAAACGAAGCAAGACGGCGACAAGUCCGCCGAGUCUGCGUUCGCUUUUGCCCGUGUCUGGGCACAGGAUGGGCUGAAGGAUGACGUGGAGACGGAGGAGAAGGCAUUAACAAUGAGUGUUUGGGACCAGAUUCUUCAGCAACGAGAAGAAGAGGCACGCCUCGAGAGGGAGAAGGAAAUGCAGGCCAUGGGACGUGGUGGCCGACGACACAGUUCGGACCCCCGGAACCCCCAAAAAAACCGCUCAAGGCAAAACUCCCAAAGCCAGCUCGUCGUCCAAAUUACGCCCGUCCCCAUCCCAGCAGGCCCAAAAGCAACCGGCCGCCAACCAAAGCCACCCCGACCUGGCAGCAACGGCCAAGACAUCUACCGACUUGCCGGCUAUAACAGACCCAAAGCUCAAACCCCCGUUCCCGACGGCGUUGCCAUGCCCCCCAAUGCCGUGUCCCCCAAUGCCAUCGGCGGCGACCUUGCCGUUCACCCCAGGCCCGUCCCCGCCAAUCAGCGAGCAAACGGAGCCUCGAAACUAACCUCCAAUACUCAUACUUCCCGUCCCCGUCCUAGGAGCCGGAAUCCGCCCACCCCCAGUGCUCUCUGGUCCAACCAAGGCCCACCCGUACCGCCAAAUGUCCCUCAUACUUCGUGCUUCGUCUGCGGCUUCGUACACCCUCCUACGUGGAUGUGUCCCGAGAUGAGCCAGGAAGUCCCUCUACGGCUGGCGCUGGAUAAUCUUAGGUUCAUACCACACCAGACUCCGGAGAGGUUGGAAGUCAAGCGUAAAUUCUUGCUCGAGAUGCUGAGGGUGGUACAGCGGAGGAAGGAUGAUGCUAUGAAGGCGAAGCAGAGGCAGUCGGGUCAACCGCCCCAGCAGAGGGAAGGUGGGGAAGGAGGACAAGGACAAGGACAAGGACAAGGACCACCGCAAGUUCCAAGGCCUCCAUCAUAG
Molecule: messenger RNA, 4041 nt
Organism: Sordaria macrospora k-hell
Lineage: Eukaryota; Fungi; Ascomycota; Sordariomycetes; Sordariales; Sordariaceae
Source: RefSeq, a predicted model, not a curated record